GAUCUUUCCUCAUUCAUUCGAUCUCGUUCCUGCCCAAGCCAAACGACAGAACAAUUGCUGCGGCAGGACAAUAGAAGCUCAGGGCGGUCGUAGUCUAGAUAGCUAGCUAGCUACUUAGACGUCAGAAAGGAUUCAUAGAUCAAGAUUUCAUGCUCCCUUGGUCCCAACAAGGUCUUUGGGUUUCAAUUCGUGCCGAACUGCUCAAGAAACCUCAAGGAUCAGGAAUCUUCCAACUCGGUCAGACUGUUCAUAAGUUUCCCACGCCAAGGUGGCGGGGCGUCAGUGAGGGAGUGCCAGUCCACGAUCUAGUAUAUUUUCCUCAGUACUGAUUCAUAGUUUCAAAAGAGAGUACAGAAGAAUCCAAGUUUUGGGUAUCACCUCUUUGAGAUAUUGAAGCCUCUGGACUUACUUGCUUGAGCCUCAGAGAGACCCGCACUUUCCAAGCCGAAUCAAAUCAAUCAUCAAUUCAAGUGCUGGCCUGAUACCUCUUUUCUCUGGUCUGAAAGCUUUGUCACUGGCACGGACUGAAGGCAGGGAAGGGAAACUUUCUGGGGUUCACACCUACCACCUACCCUCACUGUAUUGCAUCCAUUCUUCCAACGUCUGAAUUCUUUUGGAGGGAUCCAUCCAUCUCCAUGACAUAUAGCCAAUUGGUGCAAAAGAAACUGAACUGCUGCUCAAUUGGGAAAAGUUGGACAGUGCUGGGGUCAAUCUGAAUCUGAAAGAGGCAUAUCUCGCUACAGUUGUACCCUCUGGGCUGACCAGCCUGACAGACACAGAUUCCCACCAAAACCCUGAAAAAUUGAGAGGAAGCGCCGGCCCUGGCUAAGAAGGCAUUGAGUACCUUCCGCAAUUCAGUCAGGAUACCCUCAGAACAACCUCCUCUCCAGAAACAACAAACAGACGACUGCAGACGACCAAGCAAUCAACCAUGUCAUCCCAGGAUACCUUGGGUACGAGCAACGCGGCGACGCCGACGUCAGACGAGUCAUCUCAUUUGGAAGCUAUUGCUGCUGCAUUUCAAGACAAGAUACAUCAACAAAACUUGAUUCAAGAUCGCAAGUACAGGCUGCAAACAUACCAAAACGUCCUCGUGGGGAAGGAUGCUGUUUCGGCUUUGGUAGAGGUUCUGCAAGAGAGGGGUUACAACGAUGUGUCAAGAGAUCAAGCACUCAAACUGGGCUUGGAAAUCAAUCAACAAUUCCAAAUACUACGACAUGUCACUGGGGAUCAUGAGCUCAAAGAUGAAAAACUCUUUUACCGUUUGUACCGCAAUUUACCAAGUCAAGUCGAACAAGCCAAAAAAGAAAAAACAAGUUGGGAUAUCAUGGACAUGCUGGAACGCAAUGUAGACAUUCAAGAUCGUGUCUAUCACUUUCGUACCUACACGCAGUGUUUUGUGGGACGAGAAGCUGUGGACGUGAUCUUGAAACUCAAAUUGGCCAUGAGUCGAGAGGAAGCCGUCGAAUUGGUCCUAGAUUCCAACCGAGAAGUCCAUAGUCUGGAACACGUCACACGAGAUCACGACUUUGCCGAUGCCUUUCUAUUCUUCCGAUUCAUUCCACAGAACGAACGCUUGCUCAAUCCACACAGUGAACGGCAAAACCUGGGCGCCCUGUUUGAUGCCUUGGUUGCGGGAGAUAACAUGAGCGAAAUGGACUCGUCCGCCAACAGCAGUUUCUUCUCCCUCGAAGAUUUUGGGCUCACUGAUAAUGGUGAUGCUCGAAGUGACGAUGGAUCUCUCGCGGAUGAAACGAGUAGUAGCCGAAAGGCACGACGAACAGACAGUGGGGACUCAGUCUCUUCCCGGAUGAGUGUAACUUCGGUUCUGUCAUUGCUGCCGCCCCAUACCACGUUGGAAGAUAUCGCCAAAGCACUGGAACGUGACCUGCCCGUCAAGGAUCAUCGAUACCGAUUCACCGUCUAUAAUAAUUGCUUCAUUGCUAAAGAUGCCGUCAGCUACAUGGUCAGAGUCGGCUUUGCUUCCAGUCGCAGCCGGGCAGAGUUGAUUGGGCGACAAUUGCAAUCGCAUCUCAAUCUGUUUCACCAUGUGACCAACGACCACAAGUUCCGUGACAAGUAUUACUUUUUCCGAUUCACACCUCUGGAAAAGAGAAAAACGCUCGUGGACAUGUCUACUCGAAAUUCUGGCAGCAGAAUAUCUAUCAGUCAGGAUGUCGAGAUGCCAUCUGGCGUGCCCAUGAGAGGCCUUCCUCCCAUUCCCAGUGGGCGGAGCCUCCAUAAUUCUCAACAAGAAUCUUCCAAGUUGUCAAUAGCCAUGGAAUUGGAGGCAGCAAACAUCAACAUGGAGGAGAUCGCAGUCGCUUUUGAACGCGGGAUGAAAGUAAAAGAUCGCGUAUACUAUCUCAAAACCUAUCACAAUGCAUUUACGGGGCCACAGGCAAUAAAAUUCCUGGUCAAGAAAGGAUUUGCGGAAACGCGACAAGAUGCCAUGUUGCUGGGGCGCCUUUUAGCCGAGGAGUAUUUCGUCUUUGAACACGUUGGCAACUCGGACAUUGAGCUUAUUGAUUGCCCCACGACAAUGUACCAGCUUGUGGGACCUGAGGAUCGCAAAGCUCGAAUAGAAGUGAGGCAGCAACGACAGGGCGAAGUAGAGAAUUUGGACGAUACUGCUUCAGACCUGCAAUUGUUACCUGAUGAUAAACAAGAGGAAACACAAUCUGAUGUUGACCCUGAGUUACAGAAAAUUGGCGCUUUGUUCCGUCAAGGCGUCAAAAUCAAACACCACCACUAUCACGGCAAGGUAUACCAGAACACCUUUGUUGGCAGCCAAGCGGUGGACUUCCUUGUCAAUAGCUCGAUCUCCGAUAGCCGGCGGGAAGCUGUGCAACUUGGACGUCGGCUCAUGCAUGAACUGAAGCAGUUCGACCACGUGACCAGGUCUCAUGAUUUUACGGAUGAUUACAAAUUCUAUCGCUUUGAGGAGCAUAGAACGACGAGUCAAGGCAAACACCAGUCGAGAAUCUCGGGAAUCGUUGGGCAAGUGCUACAUGAUUCUUCACAAGCGCUUCAAGGUUCCUUGAUCGGCUUGGGAUCGUCCAUUAUACUGCCAUCAAGACAAAGCAUGGAGGGAUCGAACAUCACCCCGGCGCUUUCGCGCGAUUUUUCGGGAGGAACAGAUUUCCUGCCAUUGGAAGAAAUAGCACGGGCAUUCCGAAAGCAUGUCAAAGUCAAAGACAGGCGCUAUCGUUUUUCGACGUAUAAGGACGUCUUUGUGGGGAGCGAUGCCGUGGAUUACUUGGUUGGUAAAACGACAUGGGCGUCAAGCCGCAAGGAGGCGGUGCAUUUGGGUCGAACCUUGAUGGGCGAACUCGAUCUGUUUCAGCACGUAACAAAGUCGCAUACCUUCAUGGAUGACGAAAUCUUCUACCGAUUCACCGACGAAGACGAAGAAAGCAUGCUCGACAGACUAAUUGCCUUGACAGAGGACGAGGGGCAGCCCUUCGUGGACCAUACCGGUUCAAUGACACCUCAUUUUUUAAUCAGUGCAGCAAGAGCAAUGGAAGAAGGUCUCUCUCCACGAAUGUGCUCCUUUCGACUCCGCGUUUACAAGGACUGUCUCAUUGGCAGUGAAAUUGUGACUUUUCUGGUGGACCAAGGGCUGGCUAAAUCUCGUCCUGAAGCUGUGCAACUCGGGCGCGCCGUAGCCAAGCAAUUCAUGCUCUUCUACCAUGUCACGAUGGACCAUCUUUUGAAGGAUUCAAACUUGUUCUAUCGCUUUACAACAAGAGACAAGAGAGGCAAGGGGAAGUGGUUCGAUACGACCUACGGCGACAUGCUGAGAAACAAAAUGAUGAAGGCUGGGAGAAGGAAGCAUCUUUCCGUCGAACAGUACUGGAACUUAGUAGCCGAAGCUGUCGAUAAAGAUGUUUGGGACGUUCAAUCAUCGAUGAUUGGUUCGCUUCGAAGCUUCAAAAUCGAGUCCGACGACACGGAGUGGACUAAACGAGUUCGAACUUUUGAAAGGAGCGUUUCAAAGCGAGCCGAAGAAGAGCUUCGACGCUCGGCAAUGCAGCUUGUGAAGCCAGAUGUUAGCCGAGUCAAUCUCUGGGCUUCUACGUUCAUUCGCCUCGAUCCAAGGCAGCAAAUCCACCGUUUCUACAAUGAAGUUGCUCAGACUGGUGCUUGUAUCAUUGAAAAGGACAACGGUGGUGAUAAUCGCGAAAGUGUGCGCGCUGUUACUCUGAAGGACUUUCGACCGCUGUUUCGAUUCCUUCCAAUCAACUUGGCAUCCGUGUUCUCUGUUUGGAGGCCGACAUCGUAUGAUGCAAUUCGCAAGAUGAUGAUGGGGGAUGCGGUGGGCAAGGGCUUGGAUAUCAAGGGCAAGUCAGCCAAAAGAGGCAAGCUCAGUGGCUUUGUGCCCUUCCUUCAAAUUGGGAGCAACAAGCAUAAAAAGCAAGUACGCCGCCUCAGUCCAAAUCAUAUGGUUAAGGUGUUCUAUGGGUCUGAAUGCCGCCGCGCCCGAGAUGUUGCAACUGCGGAGUUGGAGAAGGUGCUCUUGGAGAUGAUAGACAUGGUGAAAGAGGCCAAAAAGGUACUGGCGAGCGGCGACAAAGCAGACAAGGAAAUUCACAACAAUGCUCUGGAAAUCAUGCUAUUGGAUGUAGCCGAUCCUACAAUCACACCCAUUGACGAUUUCGCUCCCGAAUGCUAUGGGAUUGAAAUGCCAGAGCGUCUGUUCUGGGAGGCAUUCUUUGUUCGACAAGACUGCACUCGCAAACCAGGAUCCAUCUACGAUAGUGGACGUCCGUCUCAACCAGCAUUUCAGGACAUGAACUUUGGUGCUCUGCGUUCCAAGCCCCAAGAAGGGGCGCCCGUUCCCGUUGUCUACCAAAAUGCGGACCGAGAUGAUCCUAUGAAUCCAUUUGAAAUGCUAAUGGCAUACGAGGAGGAUGGUCGCGUGCGACCUGUCGUCUCUGACUUUGAUUGCUUUUUGGUGGGAACGAGGCGAGUCCAAUACAACAUGCCCCUUCCAUCGGAUCAGCAAGCCGUGUUGAAAUGGUGCAUGACUCAAAUCGAACGGGUCGCGAACCGAGUGCUUCGAGACGCCGAGAAUGGAGCGAAAGAGAGGAAGCCCUGGUCGUUGAUGUGGCUCGAAAUCCUAAAAGAGGAAUCAUCCUUUCAUCCGGAUAUCCCUCGGUUCGGGUUUGCGGAUCCAGUGUCGUAUUCCAUUGUGGCCAAUGCCGUGGAGCGUCUCACACAAACCGGGGCAGUUCGCCACGGUGCCGAAUGUUUCAAUUAUUACUUUCCCCAGGACCUGGACGAUGAGUUUCUAGUUGUGAGCGAGAGCAUUGGAGAGGGCAAUGUUCCGUGGAAGUAUGUGGGCAUUGAUGAAUUGCAGGACAUUUUGGCAGCCAAGAUUGAUGAAGGCUUUUGCUUUCCGCUGAAUCCCAAGUGGGUUGUGAUGGAUCCUGGUUUCAUGCAACUCUACAGCAAGCUUUUACGAAGUCCGCUCAAGAAUGUGCAGGAUGCCAUGAACAUUUGGUUCCCUCCCGAGUCCGGUCUCCGUGAGGACAUUGAGCGCAUUUACGAGAUCCAAAAGCAAGUCCGAAAGUUGGAGAAGGAGAGCGAGGACCACACCUAUGAAGAGAUUCCAGAACACAAGAAGCAGGAAAUGAUGUACUUUUUGUAAUGUAAUAGGGUACUCUAGUAGCUAGUUUUGUCGUC
Molecule: messenger RNA, 5688 nt
Organism: Seminavis robusta
Lineage: Eukaryota; Bacillariophyta; Bacillariophyceae; Naviculales; Naviculaceae
Source: the annotation of a GenBank genome assembly